AUGAAUACGGGUAAUCCACCAUUUAAAGGCCAAUCUGAAGUUCUUCUAUUUGAAGCAAUUUGUCGAAAAAAACCAUUAUUACGAACUAAUUUUUCAUUAAAUUUGAAAAAGAUUAUACUUGAUUUACUACAAAAAGAUCCAACUAAACGAUUAGGUUCAAGUUCAAAAGGAUCACUAGAAGUUAAAGAACAUCCAUGGUUUUCUAAAAUAAAUUUUGAAGCAAUUUAUACACAACAAAUACCAUCACCAUUUUCUAAAUAUGUCAUAACUAAAUCAUUAAUAGAUUAUCGUCAAGAAUCUGUAACACGAAAUGAAAAACCAUUAGUUAUUGCAGAGCAUGAUGAUUAUAAAGAAUAUUUCAAGGAUUUUCAGUAA
Molecule: messenger RNA, 375 nt
Organism: Rotaria sordida
Lineage: Eukaryota; Metazoa; Rotifera; Eurotatoria; Philodinida; Philodinidae
Source: the annotation of a GenBank genome assembly